Zychaea mexicana is the source of this 1398-nucleotide messenger RNA. Its product is annotated as biotin synthase. Gene Ontology annotation, biological process: biotin biosynthetic process. The transcript is spliced from 7 exons. Lineage: Eukaryota; Fungi; Mucoromycota; Mucoromycetes; Mucorales; Lichtheimiaceae. Gene Ontology annotation, cellular component: mitochondrion. The coding region runs from base 1 to 1185 and encodes 394 amino acids. Gene Ontology annotation, molecular function: biotin synthase activity; 2 iron, 2 sulfur cluster binding. The record is from RefSeq and is a predicted model, not a curated record.
AUGGUCUUGCCGACGUCCGUGUUGGCCGCAAAGAUCUGGUAUGCCUGGAAUGCACGCGUAGGGUGGAAUGGAGCAGGCAUUGCCAAAUCGACUUUUGAAAAGGGUGCGGGUGGGGAAAAGGGAAAAGCCCUUUCGGCUGCCGCCAUCCAUGCCGGUAGUCCCUUGAGAAACGACUGGACGCGUGAAGAAAUCCAAGCCAUCUUUGACUCGCCCUUUAUGGAUCUGAUGUACUAUGGUGCCAAGGUGCAUCGCGAGAACUUUAACGGCCGUGAGGUACAACAAUGCACACUCUUGUCGAUCAAGACCGGUGGCUGCACAGAAGACUGCAAGUACUGCCCGCAGUCGUCGCGAUACAACACUGUCGUCAAGGCACAAAAGAUGCUGGACACCGGUGAGGUCUUGGAUGCUGCUCAGCGUGCCAAGGAUGCAGGAAGCACACGAUUCUGUAUGGGUGCUGCAUGGAGAGAUCUUGCAGGUCGUAAAUCAAACUUUAAAAAGAUCGUAGGCUAUGUCAAGGCCAUUCGUGGCAUGGGCAUGGAAGUGUGCUGCACUUUGGGCAUGUUGGACCAAGUACAAGCCAAGCAGUUGAAAGAGGCAGGCUUGACCGCAUACAACCACAAUCUCGACACAUCGCGUGAAUUCUAUCCCAAGAUCAUCUCGACCCGUUCCUAUGACGAACGGCUGGAGACGAUUGGCAAUGCACAGGAUGCAGGCAUCUCGGUAUGCUCUGGCGGUAUCAUUGGCCUUGGCGAGCAAGAGGAGGACCGUGUGGGCCUGCUGUACACGCUGUCGAACCUGCCAAAGCACCCGGAAAGUGUGCCUGUCAAUGCCUUGUUGGCUGUCCCGGGCACGCCAUUAGAAAACCAAGAGCCGGUCUCUGUGUUUGAUAUGGUUCGCAUGAUCGCCACUGCCCGCAUCAUCAUGCCCCAGUCCAUGGUCCGUCUGUCCGCUGGCCGUGUCCGCUUCUCUGUCGCCGAGCAAGCCAUGUGCUUCAUGGCCGGUGCCAACUCGAUCUUUACAGGCGACAAGUUGUUGACCACCCCUAACAAUGAGUUUACCGAUGACCAAAAGAUGUUCCAGCUCCUGGGACUUGUUCCCAAGCCCCCUAACUUUGAGCAAGGUUCGGAUAACCCAGACCAGCCUCAGUACGAUGGCAUCAAGAUCAAGGCCGAGGUUGCUGCUUAAUUAUAUCAACAAUAACAACACUAAUAACACUAAUAAUAAACAAGAACUACAUAUCACAUCAGCGUCCAGUAUAUUGGGUAUUCUGCGACAGGUGCACGUAGUGAUCUGACCUUGGUACACUACUGUAGCAGUGUAGUAUGUAGCAUAAUAGCUGUUGCUUCUUCUUUGGGCCCGCGCUUCGCAAAGGAGAAAAAAGGAGAGAGAGAGAGAAGA